UUAGCGGGAGGCGAAGCGCCAAACUCGAAGUCGGCCGUUAGCGCAGAAAAUCUGUGGCUUAAAGUUGAAACAGGGAUACGGCGCCGAUUGUUUUUUUUUUGCUAUUUAUUUUAAUUUUCUAAUGUAAAACAAAGAUGACGGAUUUGCUUUUUAACAAGACUUUGCUAGUACACGUCAAGUGUAAAGACUGCGACGACAGGCGAGCAGUUAUCAGAGUCAGUAUUGAACUGCAGCUUAUUUCAAACCCCAUACACAGGCGGGAUUUGGUUGUAAGACUGACUGAUGACACUGAUCUCUACUUUCUGUAUAACCUUGUCAUAUCUGAGGAGGACUUUCAAAGCUUAAAAGUCCAGCAGGGUCUUCUGAUAGACUUCACCGCUUUCCCUCAAAAGUUCAUAGACCUAUUAGAACAAUGCAUCUCUGAGCAGAGCAAAGAAAAUCCAAGGUUCUUGCUGCAGCUUUCCUCUCCAUCGUCUGCACUAAACCACGGCUCUGCUAAUCUAAACAUUGUGGAGACCAACGCGUUCAAGCACCUCACACACCUUUCUCUCAAACUGCUCCCUGGCUCAGAUGUGGAAAUAAAGAAAUAUCUGGCUAAUUGUUUGGCCACGAUCAAGGAGGAAAAGGAACAACUCCAACAAAAACUAAAGAAGACAGAAGAGGAUCUGACUAGACAGCUAAACUAUGCACAGCAGACGUUGUCUGAGAAGAGCCGGGAGCUAGACAAACUACGCUCUGAAUGGACUUCACAAACAACGAUUUUGUCCAGCAGACAUACGCAAGACCUCACUACAGAGCGUGAAAAAGCUCUAGAGAUCCAGACGAGGCUGCAGCAGCAGAAUGAACAGCUGAGGCGUGAGCUGGAGGCGACUCAUCAGCGCAGCACGCAACAACUACAGACCCGACUAUCUGAGCUGGAGACGUCCAACAGGGAGCUUACAGAGAAAAGGUACAAAAGUGACUCCACCAUCAGAGACCUGAAAGCCAAACUGCUCGGCCUUGAGGAGGAGUCUCAGAGGAUGAAGCAGCAAGUGGCGUCUCUCCGGAGGGAGAACGGCACCCUCGAUACAGAAUGUCAUGAAAAAGAGCGACUUGUUAAUCAGCUGCAGACUCGAGUAGCCGUGCUUGAGCAGGAGAUUAAAGACAAAGAUCAACUCAUACUCCGAACCAAAGAGGUGCUCGAGGCCACGCAGCAGCAAAAGAUGUCUGUUGAAGAAGCUGCCGAGACAAAACAGCUGCAGCUUGGAAAGUUGGAGUUGACAGUAAAAUCUUUAUCUGAGGAGCUUAUAAAGGCAAAUGGCAUCAUUAAAAAGCUUCAGGGAGAUCUGAAGGCUCUGGUGGGAAAGAUUAAGGUGAAGAACACAGUAACUGUGUCUCAGGAGAAAGUGCUGCAGGAGACGACUGAAAGACUGCAGAGGGAGCAAAGGGAGCUGCAGGAGACGCAGCACAGACUGAGGCUCAAAGAGGACGAGGUAUCAAAGUUAAAGGAGCAAUUGGAGGCCGCAGUUAAAAAACUGGAUGAGAGCCAAGAAGUGCUGAAAACUAACGAAAAUGUGAUAACAUGGCUGAACAAACAACUGAAUGAAAACCAGCUGUCCAGGAAGAAUGACACUGUUGGUGUGUUUGAGACACCACAGCCUGGUGCUGGACUGAGAUUUGGACCUGCUUCUCACAACACGCUUGAUAGUAAAACUUUCUCCUCCUUGGGCCAGCCGUAUCCUGUAACUUCCACAUUAAACUCCAAGCACUCGUUCCCUCUGUCAUGUGUGAGCGCUGGGCCGCGUUCUGUUCUCACUUUACACAAUCCCAACCCAGGACCAAAGGUCCAGUUUAACCCCAUGAGUGCCAAAGCCAGUCUGUCUCCAUUGGAAGUAAAUGGAAACCCAUUAGCACCACAGUCGUCCUCCAAUAAGGAGAACGGGGAGCCACUUGGGUUAGACUCAAAAUACUUCGAGAGACGAGAGGAGAGCAUCCCUUUGCGCGGCCUGAUACCCAGCAUGCACCUGAACAAAGAAAUCCCUAAACCCGCCUCGAACAUGACCGGUAUAAAACCCGCAGCUCUGUCAGCAUAUUUUCCUGGAUGAUAACCAUCUUCAUUUUUUUUCUUUAUUUCUCUCAAGUUUCAGGAGCAGAAACCCUCAGGAGGUUCUACAUAUCUGUGCUAUGUGCUAAGUGUAUUAUGCCUCUAAAAAUAUUUAUUAAACACUAUUUAAGCAUUA
Messenger RNA from Clarias gariepinus (North African catfish), 2219 nucleotides. RefSeq names its product SAS-6 centriolar assembly protein (gene sass6). The transcript has 17 exons. The record is from RefSeq and is a predicted model, not a curated record. Bases 135 to 2084 code for a protein of 649 amino acids. NCBI's taxonomy places the organism in Eukaryota, Metazoa, Chordata, Actinopteri, Siluriformes, Clariidae. Gene Ontology annotation, cellular component: centrosome; centriole. Gene Ontology annotation, biological process: centriole replication.